Messenger RNA from Diplodia corticola, 1104 nucleotides. Its product is annotated as endonuclease resolvase hjc trna endonuclease. Gene Ontology annotation, cellular component: mitochondrion. The record is from RefSeq and is a predicted model, not a curated record. Lineage: Eukaryota; Fungi; Ascomycota; Dothideomycetes; Botryosphaeriales; Botryosphaeriaceae. The coding region runs from base 1 to 1104 and encodes 367 amino acids. Gene Ontology annotation, molecular function: nucleic acid binding. The transcript has a single exon.
AUGAUGAGGCGGCUCCUCCGCCCCUUCAAGCCGCGGCUCCCCCGGCCCAUCCUCGCACCCAUCCGCGCCGCCUCCAAGAAGACAUCUCCCCCACCCGAGCCCGCCAUAUCCCACGGCUCCGACAACCACAACGACCUCCCCUCCUUCCUUGCCUACGCCGCGCGCGCCAACCUCGCGGCCGACCGCACCGUCUACGUCGGCACGCACUACGAAUACACCGUCGCCGCCACCCUCCGCCGGCUCGGCUUCCACCUCACCCGCACGGGGCGCGUGUCCGACUUCGGCAUCGACCUCUUGGGCACAUGGCGGCUGCCGAUCCCCAAAACGCGCGGCAGCAAGAAGGCGGCUGCCGUCGACGAUGAUACCAGAGACACGCCGCUGCGCGUCCUCGUGCAGUGCAAAGCGAGCAACAAGACGCUCAACCCGAAGAACGUGCGCGAGCUCGAAGGCGCCUUCACGGGAGCGCCCGCGCAGUGGCGCGAGGAGGAUUUCCUGGGGUUGCUGGCGACGACGAUGAAGGCGACCAAGGGCGUCAUGGAGGCGCUCGGGCGCAGUCGCUGGCCCAUGGGCUUUUUGAAGGUCGAUCCGGAUGGGAGGGUGGAGCAGUUUUUGUGGAAUGCGAGCGCGAAGGCGAGGGGGCUGGAAGGGCUUGGGGUUACGCUGAGGUAUAUGGUGGACGAGAGGAGCGAGAAUGGGGAGGUCAAGUCGGAUAUUGCUUUGACUUGGCAGGGGAGGCCAUUGCCGUAUGUCGAGUUGACCGAGGAAGCGGAGGCGCUGCCUGCGCUGCAGAUGAAGUCUGCGGAUAAGGUGGUAGAGCAGGAGGAGGGGGCAUCUGAACCAGCAUCUGAAAAUGUUGAAGGAAAGCCAGAGAAAAAGAAGCGGAAGACGAAGGCAUCUAAGACCAACUCUGAGAGCGUCGAAGAAAAGCCAGAAAAGAAGGAGAAGGAGGGGGCAUCUGAGACAACAUCUGAAGACGUUGAAGAAAAGCCAAAAAAGAGAAAGACGAGGAAGACAUCUGAGACCCCAUCUGAGGAUGUCGAAGAAAAGCCUGAAAAGAAGAAGCCCGGCAGGCCAAGGAAGAAGGAUGCAGAGCCUGAAGCUUAA